GAGCAGAUCUUCUCGAAGGCGGCUGGGGCAGCACAGAGUCUUGGCGGUGCCGCCCAAGGCGGAUUUGCCCUGCUGGCGCAGCUCGUCGAGGAGGCUAUCGAGCCGGCGCUCGACCCUCGCGCGGAGGACCCGCCGCCGGCGGAACUGAGGCACACGCCUCCCAAGGUCAUCGAGUGUGAUGGAAGCCCUGCCGCUCCGGAUCUCUUCGAGAGCCUGGUGAUUCCGGGGCCUUCGGCCAAGCGCGUCGAGGCGGCGCUCGCUGAAGGACUGGUGCUUUCGUGA
Molecule: messenger RNA, 282 nt
Organism: Symbiodinium natans
Lineage: Eukaryota; Dinophyceae; Suessiales; Symbiodiniaceae
Source: the annotation of a GenBank genome assembly